This is a messenger RNA of Xiphophorus couchianus (Monterrey platyfish), 5374 nucleotides long. RefSeq names its product protein mono-ADP-ribosyltransferase PARP12. The record is from RefSeq and is a predicted model, not a curated record. Gene Ontology annotation, cellular component: nucleus. The coding region runs from base 105 to 2789 and encodes 894 amino acids. Lineage: Eukaryota; Metazoa; Chordata; Actinopteri; Cyprinodontiformes; Poeciliidae. The transcript has 13 exons. Gene Ontology annotation, molecular function: NAD+ poly-ADP-ribosyltransferase activity; metal ion binding.
CAAUCAGCAGAAACGACACCGAGCAUUUCCUUGGACCGAGCGGCUGCUCGACCACAGCUGCAGUCGCCUCUUGCCUUCAGGGCGGAAGCGCUCCUGGAGGAGCCAUGGAGGCCGAAAUAUUAAAGUUAAUCUGCGCUAAUCAAGGAGCUGUUGAUGCUGACGAGUUGAUGUUAAACCUUUUCCCAGGGCAGUCCACGACUGAGUUGAUUUCCAACCAUAGCAAGUUUGCCUUGUGUUCCAGUAAAGGGAAGCAGAGAGUGGUGGCCAGGACCAGCCUGAGACUGUGCAGGAAGAAAGACUGUCCGGGGACGUGCGAGGGUCUACACCUGUGUAGAAACUUCCUCUUCUCCGGCUCCUGUCACUUCCUACAAAGAAGAGGCUGCAGUUUCCCCCACGUUCUGAACUCUGACUACAACCAACGGCUGCUGGAAGAACAUGAGCUGCAGGGCCUGAGCAGGGCGGAGCUGUGUACGCUGCUGCUGCAGAGCGACUUCACCAUGCUGCCUCCUAUUUGUUUUGAUUACAAUAACGGUGAUGGAGUAUUUGGCCGGUGUGCGAGCGGCGUAGAUUGUGAAAGACUCCACAUCUGCGAGAAGUCCCUGACCCAAAGCUGCAACUGCUUCAGGGCCCACGACUUUACUGCUUUUCAGCCGAAGAAGAUCCUGCAUGAUAAGAUGGUGCCCGACGACAUGCUUCGCUCGUUGAGGUCCGUUUACUCGAAUCGAGAAGCGUUGAGGUACUAUAACAGAGGCGAAGCUGGUAGGGGUCACAGGGGCAACGGCAGCUCCAACGAUGGGCCGAAUUCAAGUCGCAGGCCAGGCUACAGAGGGAGAGGUGGCAAUAGGGGCAACCGGGGGCCCAGAGGUAGAGGUAUGAGGGGCAGCAGGGGCAAUAGAGGAAACUCCAAACAGCAAGAAACAGCCACCCCUAGUGACCUCUUGGGGGACCUUGAUUGGUGGGCUACUGUCACUGGAGACAAACUUUCUGAAACCAAGAGUGAGCAAGGAGAUUUCAGGUCAUCCAGCAGUGACGUCUCUGCUGCUGGCUACGACUUCGAUUCAAGAAGUGACUGUGGUUUCAAUACGGAGCAGAGGCAGUGGAACCGAGGGAGAGGGAGAGCUGCCCACAGGGGGUUCAGAGGAACCAGGGGCCCGAGGGGAAGCAGAGGGGGCAGCGGAAACGGAGGUAACGACCUCACGCAGCUACGAAGCACGUCCUUUGGUGACAUCUGGGAUGAGUUCAGUGGCUUGAACCUGCACACUCAAAGCAAGAGUACCCCGGCAAGUUUUAAUUCGUCAAACAGUGACGUCUCUGCUGACGACUCCGAGGCGAGCAGCAAUAGGAGGAAAAAGCGCAGUCGAAAUCGCAAUCAGACUUCAGCGAAUAAAGGGAGAGGCGGCAACCAACCAGGGAUGCGAAGGGCGUCCGCCGUCGAUGAAAUGAUUGGUGCUGCUGGUGGUCAAGAAGGAAAUGGAGCAGAUGACCAGAAAGGCAGACAAAGAAACAAGCCUGUCAAAGAUAAAACCGAGAUAUGCAUGUACUUCAUUAAAGGCUACUGCAAGCAUGAUGACAAAUGUUUUAAAGCUCACGACAAGAUGCCGUACAGAUGGCAGGUCCAGGAAGGAGGCCAGUGGAACGCCUUGCCUGAUAACGAGACAAUCGAAAAGGAAUACUGUGAUCCCAGCAACUCGUACAGCAGCGGCAGUCCGCCUGUUCAUUUUGACACCAUGACGCGUGGAGAGAACAAAGUGCGACGGCUCACUACGGUGAACUCUUUGGUUGAGCCGACCUUCAUUCACACCACGGAGUGGCUCUGGUACUGGCAGGACGAGUUUGGAAAGUGGAACAUGUACGGUUCAGAUAGCGCCAGAGGGAAAUCAUCAGAUAUCAGAAGUGAAACUCUGGAGCAGAAGUUUCUGGACAAUGAGAGCGAAGUGGAGUUCUCUGCUGGCUCCCAGUCUUAUUCUCUUAGUGUCCAGGACAUGAUUCAAACUAAUAGGCAUUAUGGUACUAAGAGGCUUGUGAGCAGACGUCCUCGGUUCGUCUCUGCCGCUGAUGUCCGAACCAAGAAAGUGAGAAAGCCUGCAGAAAAUUCUUCUCCCAUGCCAGACCACUGGGACAAGGCGCACAUCCCUCCAACAGGAUUCUCGAGAGUUGCCGUCCCGCGCACUUCGGAUGAAUUUCAAAAGAUUGAAACACUUUUUCGAACAACCUUGAGAGGCUUCGAUAUUAUGAAGCUAGAGAGGAUUCAGAACAAGGCGCUCUGGGAAGUCUUUCAGUGGCAAAAGACUCAGAUGAAGAACAACAACAGCGGACGUGAGGUGGAAGAAAAGCAACUUUUUCAUGGGACUGACUCGAAACACAUUGGCGCCAUUUGUCUCAACAACUUUGACUGGAGGAUCUGUGGAGUUAAUGGAACAGCUUAUGGCAAAGGAAGCUACUUUGCUCGGGACGCUAAAUACUCCCACAGCUACACCGGUGACUCUGAUGUCAAAACCAUGUUUGUGUCUCGUGUCCUGGUGGGCAGCUACACAAGAGGGGACUCCAGCUACGUCCGACCUCCUUCCAAAGACGGUGGAGACAUAAACUUCUACGACAGCUGCGUCAACGACAUCGCAAAUCCUUCCAUUUUUGUUGUCUUUGAGAAGCACCAGAUCUAUCCUGAGUACCUGCUGACGUACAAGACCACACACCCGCUGGUUGACAUAUUUAGUAGUGCACCAGUGUAUCAAGGCAGCGCAGCGUCGAAUCAAGCCAGCUCUUCAGACAGUUCCUGCGUCAUAGCCUGAGCACAGCUAUGAAGUAAGACUUGGGUGUUAACAGUGGAGGAAGUUUAAUUAAUUUUUUUUCAAAAAUCAUCUGAAACAAAAAUAUGCCAGGUAAUGAUGUCUUUUGGUAAACUCAAAGAAAUAUUCACCACACACGUCUACAAUAUUAAAAAUUAUGGAAGUGAAAAAAGUACAAGUGCAGACUAAAAUGGACAAUUAAGUGACACGUCAGAUGGUCACUCAUACAUAAAGUACCGACGCUGGACCGUAACUGUGAAAUGGACUUUGUACAUGAAGGGCAUUCAUCCAUCAGGUCCACAAAAACACGACUGACUGUCGUCACUGGUGUUUGCAUCCCAACUCCAGCGUGCUUUGAGGUACAACGGAGAUAUAUCGAUAGAAUCUUCAACAGUCAAAGCAAAAACUGUCUAUUUGAGGAUUCCAAAAAAAAAUCUCAUAAGCAAUAUUUUUUAGACCUCUUUAUCCAGAGGAUGGCGCUGUGAUGCUGCUACGAUAAAAACAAGCGUAGCAGUAAACACCAGAAGGCGACAUGGAGCAGGCGCAUAAAGCUUGUGCCAUGGAGCUAUUACAAUCGAUUUGAAAACAUUUAGUUUUGGAUUGCCACAUGAUAAACACAGGAGUGGCAUUUCACAAUGUUUUUCAUUCUGAUACAUGUUUCCAGCUGUUAACAGUUCAUUCCUUUGUGGACAAAAAGCUGAAACAAUAAGAACAAAAGUUCAGCAUUCUCAAAGCUCGUUCCCGCGUGAACGACAACCAACGACAAUUUAUUUUUGAGAAAGUGGACUCUUACUACUUCAAUGUAGGAGCGCCCAAUGAAUCAGAUCAGACAAGUCCAGAAUUCUUGCACUGAUUUGACUGGGACACACCAUGAACAACAAAGUGGUUUCUAACCGCCCUAACUUGGCACGUUUAAUAACGUACGUCAUGUAUCGUCAUGCAUCAGGAAGCCGCAUCGCAUUAACAAUAUCGAUGGUUGGCGUGUGGGAAAAGACCAUGAAAGUAAAAAUGUAGUGUUGAUGAAUAGACACUAUGUUGGUCUGUCAUCAACUAUUAAGAAGUGAUAGAAACUUUUGUUUGUCUGUAUUUUUAACAGUUCAUUGGUUUCUUUUUGUGCAUUCUGCUCUGUCUUCUCAAAGCCGGUUGUGGCAGACGACCGCUUGCACUGAGUCAGGAUCUGGUUCUGCUGGAGGUUCCUUACUCCUGGUAAACAGGAAGUUUUCCUAUCCUCUGUCCCUACAUUCAUGCUCAGUAUGAGGGACUGCUGUAAAGUCAACAACAAAACAGAAGUGCUGGAUGCUGAUCCAGGAGGAGGGAAUGCCACAAGCCAUUCGGCAUUCCCUCCUCCUUAGGUUGGGUCUCGCUUCCAUAGAUAGGAACGUUUAAUCAACUUUGAAUAACUAUCUGAGCGUCCUCAAUUAGUUAUUGUGUGUAAUAACUAGGAUCAACUGGAAUGUGUGUGUGAUUGAAGUGAAAUUAUUUUUUUUGUUUUUUUGUGAAGUGCCUUGGGACUUUACAAAAGGUCAGGUUGUUGUGACUUGGUGCGAUAUAAAUAAACUAAAUUGAAAUGAAUUUAAAUGAUCUUCUACUGGCCAGUAGAGGGGGACAAACUGUUUAUUUGGAAAUACGUCAUACAUUGAUUGGUCUGAUUGACGGUUGAGGCAAAUGAAUGAUUUGAGUUUAGAACGAAGUGAGAAAAUCUUAUGUUUCUGUCAAAUGUUCUGUUGCUUUAAUACUAAUCAUAUUGUGCUUUUAGAGUCAUGUAAAUUGAAAAAAAAAACUUAAAGACGUUUUAAAGUGCUGCUUCCUUGGAGCUGCAGUCUCCUUCUACGUAAUGAUAAAUUGCAUCAGAGGUUGGUUAAACAACAUCUGAGAUAGAAACCAUCCAAGUUUUAGAUUAGAAAAUACGGGAAUUGUCGCCGUCCUGUGGUACAGUACUGUCGGGCUUGUGGAGGAUUAAACUAAUGUAAAGAACUAAUGUAACACUUGAACACUAAUACUGGAGCCCGGCGAGAAAAGGGGGGUAAAAAAUUCUAGUUUCUCGACCAAAAUGGGAGACUUUACAUUUACAGGAGGGUAAACUCCAAAAAUAGGAUCUUUGUGCUCGCCAACGCCUCCUCUGACAUGACAGAUUAUUGCACUCAAGCUUGUGUCUAGUUGUCUAUAUGCCGUUUGGUUUGUUGUUGUUGUUUUUGUUUGUUUUUGGUUCGAUGCCUUGACAACCUUCACUUUUACAGCAUCUUCUGUUUCUUAUUUAUCUUGUUCAGAACUGUGGCGGUUAAUUACCAAGACCUCUAAACCUUAUAAGGAGUUUUUGUUGGUCAAUUCUCUUUGUUAAUUAUAAUCAAAUUACACAGAAUUAGAGCAAUAAAUACUUAACCAGAACUGCUUUUCGUGAACCACUAAAUUUAUGUGUCCCUUUUAUAAAAAGAAAUAUCAAAAUAUAAAAAAUAAGGGCUCCUUGAUUUUUAUUUUUAUUUUCAUUAAAUAUAUUAAGUAAUGACUUGAAUUGAGUUUUUUCCAAAUCUUGAUGUAAAGUCAUGCUUUCUUCCUGGGUCAUUUCAAAAUAAAGUUGCUUCCUGUUAUGA